AUGCCCUCUAAUACCAAGAAGAAGGGCAAGCACCUUGCAGUAUCGACCUCCAAGCCAACCGCUCCUGCACCGCCAGCAGCUACCCCUCCCAACUGGCCUGCAUUCACUCCCCUCAUUCCAGAACCAGACCUCGCCCUCCACGAUUUGCUGCCUGGCCAGAUCCUUACCAUCCCUCAUCUGUGGACAGCCAGUCUAUGCAAAACUUACGUCUCGUUUCUCGCCUCGCUUCCCUUGACGACUACGCCAGGGAAGCCCAAAAAAGGCGACGCUGUCCGUGUCAAUGAUCGCUUCCAAGCUCACGACCCUGUAUUCGCUGAGAGGCUUUGGCAUGAGACUGCGUUGAAGACACUGGUCUCUGGCCGAGGGGAAGAGGGCGACUUGUGGGGGGGCCAAGUCAUUGGCCUUAACCCUAACAUUCGACUCUACCGUUACUCAAAGGGCCAGUUCUUUGAUCAGCAUUAUGAUGACUCCAAUAUCGUUACCCUACCGGGCUCCCCAUCUAUUGCGGCACGCACUACUUGGACCUUGCUGCUGUACCUGACUUCAGCGUCCAAUGGUUGCAUCGGUGGCGAAACCGUCUUCUAUCCUGAGCCUCCCAGUAAAAAAAGCAGAGACCCACCACCCCCGCCCAUUGUUGUCGAGUUGGAGGCUGGUCUCGCCUUGUUGCAUCGCCAUGGCGUUGACUGUAUGCUUCACGAAGGCCGGGAGGUUCUAGAGGGUGAGAAAUGGGUCAUUCGAAGCGAUCUUUGCGUUCGACGCUGA
Molecule: messenger RNA, 762 nt
Organism: Plenodomus lingam JN3
Lineage: Eukaryota; Fungi; Ascomycota; Dothideomycetes; Pleosporales; Leptosphaeriaceae
Biological process (GO): peptidyl-proline hydroxylation to 4-hydroxy-L-proline
Cellular component (GO): endoplasmic reticulum
Molecular function (GO): iron ion binding; L-ascorbic acid binding; procollagen-proline 4-dioxygenase activity
Source: RefSeq, a predicted model, not a curated record